AUGGCAAGGAAGUGGAAGAAAAUGGCUGGCAUUGGGAGGAGAACGAUCUCACUCCCAAUAAUCCGCCACAGGGUGGCUGAUAAGGGUCACUUCGUCGUAUACACGACAGAUAAGAAAAGGUUUGUGGUGCCUUUGGUUUAUUUGCGCAGCAGAAUCUUUAAAGAGCUAUUUAGGAUGUCUGAGGAAGAGUUUGGGCUGCCAAAGGACGGGCCAAUCACGUUGCCAUGCGAUGCGGCCUUCUUGGAGUACGCCGUGUUGGUAGUUCAAAGGAGUGUCUCUGUAGAGGCGCUAGAGAAGGCAUUGCUGGUAUCGAUAGCCUCUUUGCGGUGCUCGGCAACUGCAGAAGAGUUGAGUUAUUAUCGUCAAAUAUUUAUCCAUGGCUUCUGA
Juglans microcarpa x Juglans regia is the source of this 387-nucleotide messenger RNA. RefSeq names its product auxin-responsive protein SAUR66-like. The coding region runs from base 1 to 387 and encodes 128 amino acids. NCBI's taxonomy places the organism in Eukaryota, Viridiplantae, Streptophyta, Magnoliopsida, Fagales, Juglandaceae. The record is from RefSeq and is a predicted model, not a curated record. Gene Ontology annotation, biological process: response to auxin. The transcript has a single exon.